Molecule: messenger RNA, 2625 nt
Organism: Trichomonas vaginalis G3
Lineage: Eukaryota; Parabasalia; Trichomonadida; Trichomonadidae
Product: glycosyl hydrolase
Exons: 1
Coding region: 1-2625 (874 amino acids)
Biological process (GO): carbohydrate metabolic process
Molecular function (GO): hydrolase activity, hydrolyzing O-glycosyl compounds
Source: RefSeq, a predicted model, not a curated record
AUGAGAUUCUGCCGUGAGAAUCUGUGGAAUGUUACAGAAAACACUUUUUCACUUGCAGAAGCAAAAUAUUCAAAUCAAAUUUUUUCGGCAAAGAUCUUAAACAACAACCAAGAUACGCAAAAUGUCCUCAAAAUAUCGAAAUUACACGAUAAUGGCUUUCGAUUUUUUGUAGAACUCCCAGAUGAAAAGUCAAAAUACAGAUAUGACAUUUUUCACGAUGAUUUAAUUGUCAAUAAAUCAAAGUUCACUGAUUUAGAUGAUAUCUCUUACAGUACUGAUCAUUCAGGCAAUCAUUUCUUAAAAUACGAUGAUUUUACGAUCCAAAUCUCUCCAAAUCCACUUUCAAUAUCUAUGAAAAAGGGAGUGAUGAACUACAUUGAUAUUUUCUCCAAAGAUCCCUUCUUUGUAGUCGAAGAUGGCAGUUCUGUUCCAGAUGAAGUUUGGCAAGACAAAACAGAGAAAAUACCUCAUGGAAAGACAUCGGUCGGUAUCUCAUUUACUUUUGAUAGUUCAGCACAAUUAUCUGGAUUAUCCAUUGAUAAUAUGACGCUAGAUAUUGAAGAUACAAAAGAAACAAGAAGAUUCGCACGAGAUGCUAAUUUAAUACUGCAAUAUUCAUUUGUUCCUUUCCUAUUUGCCCGUGGACACAAACUAGAAUACGUUCCUGCUGUUUUUUGGAUGAAUCCUUCUGAUACUUUUUAUUCUGUUCAAACUAAGUCAAUAUAUCGCAAUGUAAGAUUACUAUCAGAAGGUGGAUACAUUGAUUUCGUUGUUUUCAUUGCAAAUUUCACAGAACUUUUCAAGCAAUACACAGAUUUAACAGGAAGACCUAAUUUACCACCGGGAUGGGCUCUUGGUUAUCAUCAGAGCAAAUGGGGAUAUAAGAACCAAACAGAAGUUGAAGAAGUAAUGCAAAAUUUCACAAUUUCUAAUAUUCCUUAUGAUGGGUUUUGGUUAGACAUAGAUCAUCUUGACCAUCAAACACCAUUAACAAUGAGCAGCGAAUGGUUCGACAAUUCUUCAAAAUUAUUUAAUAAAUUCAAAAAUACAAAAAGAGGACUCAUAAGAAUCACAGAUCCUCAUAUGAAAGUCGAUGCUGAUUACGCUCCAUACAACGAAUGCGUCGAAAAAGGAUUUUUGAUUCAAUAUAAUAAUUCUGAAUUUCAGGAUUGGUGCUGGCCAGGAAACAGUGCUUGGCCUGACUUCCUCAGAAGCGAUGUCAGAGAUUGGUGGUCUUCUAAGUUCACUUCAGAUUUCGGAUAUCCAGAAAACAUUUACGCCUGGAAUGACAUGAAUGAGCCUUCAACAUGGACCAGCAUUGAUAAUACUCUUCCAAAAGACUCUCUUCAUCUCAACAAUACGAUAGAAAAUCGUGAAAUACACUCAAUUUACGGUUUAUCCAUGACAGCAGGCACUUUUAAAGGAUUUAUGACGAACAGACCCAAUAAAAGGCCAUUUGUUCUUACCAGAUCUUACUUUGCCGGUUCACAAAAGUUUGCAUGGCAUUGGUCCGGCGAUAAUUACCCUACAUGGUCAGCCUAUCGCCAAUCCAUUGAUUCCCUGUUGACUACAAACAUAAAUGGCAUGUUCUUUUCAGGAUCAGACCUCGGCGGAUUCAUGGAAAACACAACCGACGAAUUACUCUUGAAAUGGUUCCAAUUAGGAUCACUUUUAUAUCCUCUGUACAGAGAACAUUCGCAUACAGACACAGUACAUAGAGAACCAUAUCUUUUCAACAACACAGAUUUAGAUAUGUACAAAAGUCUCAAGAAAGCGAUCUCUGACAGAUAUUCCUUUAUUCCUUUCUUUUAUACAGCAAUGGAAGAAACUGUUCGCACCGGAAUUCCUUUCGCUCGUCCUCUUUGGUUCGAAUUUCCUAAAGAAGUUUUUGAGAAAAACACUGCGAAAUAUCAACCAUUAGUUGGCGGAAGAAUGAUGAUUUGCCCUGUUUUAGAAGAGAACCAGACAGAAAUAGAAGUAGUUAAACCUCCUGGCAGAUGGUUCAACCUUCGAAAUGGCAAAGAAUUGACUGAAGACACGAAAUUCGAUGUCAACAAAUAUGAUGACAUUUUUGUUUUUAUUCGCGAAGGAACAAUAACUGCGAAUUAUUCAUCGAUAGGAAUGAGUGUUCAUGAAACUGUUGAUAAUGAAAUAACACUCAUUAUUAGUGUAGAUGAAGACAUGAAUUCACAAGGAACACUGUAUUUCGAUGACAUGGAAACAUUCGAUUACAAAGAAAACAAAUUUUUGAGAGUUAAUAUGAGUUUCCAUCCGAAUGAAAUGAAUAUUGAAGUUUCUGGUGAUUACAAGAAGGAAGUUAUCUGUAACAAGAUAAUUAUAUACGGUCUAAAGCAUGCUCCUUAUUUCAGUAUUGAUGAUUCGAAAGUUUUGUUUGAUGGAGUUGUUUGUUACAUUUCUGAACUGAAAUUAAAUAUUGGAGAAAAUCACAACUUUAAAGUGGACAACAACAGUAAAGUUAUACUGAUUUCUACUGUUACAACUGCAGUCAUUUUGAUUAUAAUUUUGAUUGUAAUCAUUGUUGUUUUCACAAGAAGAAAACAAGGCCCAACAACUGUCAAUUCAAUGAAUGAUUUGAUGGACGAAAAAGUUAGUAAACAGAAUUAA